Rotaria sordida is the source of this 1126-nucleotide messenger RNA. The record is from the annotation of a GenBank genome assembly. Lineage: Eukaryota; Metazoa; Rotifera; Eurotatoria; Philodinida; Philodinidae.
UUCACAAAAUUCUUCAAUAGCAUCAAUAAUACAAUCACAUAAAUCUGAACACAUUGUACCAUUUCGAGAAGCACCUUUAAUUAAUCCAAAACGUCGUUCAAUUUAUAUUGAACAAAAACGAGAUAAACAUCGUGCACGUUCAUCUUCAAAUACAACUCCAUUAUCAUCAUUAAAUAGUCGAUCACAAAGUAUGCCAAAAUUAAAUGUUAAUAAUUUUAUACGACCAAGUCAAUCACCAAUAACAACACCAACUAUUGAACAUUAUUUUCAACAACAAAAUCCAUCAAGUAGAUCUUCAUCACCGAAAUCAUUUAGUGUUAAUAGUGAUCAUGGAUUUGGAAGUGAAUGUGCAUCACAUUUAUCUUCUGGUUCUCCUAAUGCAACAAAUAAUGUUAAUAAUUGUUAUACAUAUAAAAGAAAACGUUUAUAUGCUGCAACACCUGGAAGAAAAUGUAUGUGUAUUAAAUCUUAUCAUGCAAAUCUACCUGGAGAAUUAUUAUUAAAUAAAGGAGAUAUUAUUGAAAUUUUGAGUGUUGGUGAACAAGGAUAUUUAGAAGGAAGAUGUAAAGAUAUUGAAGGAUGGUUUCCAAGUAGUCAUAUUCAAGAUAUUUGUGUUUUUAAAAAUGGUGAAAUGACACAUGAUGACACAAUUGUUAUAAGUCGUGAUGCUUUAUCAGCUUUAAUGAUUAAUAAUGAUGCAUAUACACCACGUACUAUUGUUUUACAACGAGGAAAAAAAGGUUUUGGAUUUGUACUUAAAGGAUCUCGAAUUGCAGGCAAAUUAUUUCAACCGAGUCCUUCAUUCCCUGCUUUACAAUUUCUUGAUAGUAUUGAAAAAGGUAGUAAUGCUGAUAAAGCUGGUCUUAAAAAAAAUGAUUAUGUUCUUGAAAUAAAUGGUGUAAAUGUUAUAUCAAUACCACAUGAAGAAUGUGUUAAUUUAAUAAAACGAGCUGGUGAUACAUUAGCAUUGAAAGUUGUUACAGCUAAUACAUCAACAAUGAUACAUUCUCAUUAUCAAUAUCAUGAUUUAAAUUUAAAUCAACAUAAUGUUUGUUCACAAUCAUUACCUUAUCGACGUAAAGCACCACUUCGAUCCGAACUUGAACAACAAUUUAAUGGUAUGUAA